Messenger RNA from Orcinus orca (killer whale), 7180 nucleotides. It is a transcript of the gene ABCB11, whose product is annotated as ATP binding cassette subfamily B member 11. Gene Ontology annotation, molecular function: ATP binding; ATP hydrolysis activity; ABC-type transporter activity. Gene Ontology annotation, biological process: transmembrane transport. Lineage: Eukaryota; Metazoa; Chordata; Mammalia; Artiodactyla; Delphinidae. The record is from RefSeq and is a predicted model, not a curated record. Gene Ontology annotation, cellular component: membrane. The coding region runs from base 565 to 4545 and encodes 1326 amino acids. The transcript has 28 exons.
AUCUGUCUCCAUGAAACUCUGGGGCUGGGGCAGGAAUAUCAGCGCCUGCAACCUAAAGAUUUUCCAAGAGUGAUCUUUUAAAUUGAGGAGGAAAAGCUUUAAGAUAUUUUUUUUCUGCCUUGUUAUGUUUUCAAGCAACUCUUCAAAAAUAAUGGCCUAUAAACAGAAGAGUUGGACAUGGCCAGAAUCACAGUGUUCUUGCUGGGCACCCCCGGCUGGCGUCUCACCUCUCCUUCGAAGCUGAAUCAACACUUGCAAAGCCUGUUGACACCCUCAGAGGGAUUCCCAAGUGCACUCUGUGUUUGGGGUUAUUAUUUUGAGGGUGUUCAACCUUUCCUCAGAUGUCACUGAACUCUGCUCAGGCUGGCCUUCAGGGCAUUGACCCUUAAGCAAAUAGAUAGUGUUCUCGAAAAAGCUUGAAUUCUGUUUAGUGCUUUACAAUGAUGAAAACUGAAGUUGGAACAGGUUAGAAAACUUUUUGACUCUCCACAGUGGAGUCCAUUGUUUCUUCUGGCUUCUUCAAUUUCACGUUCACAGAGUUGUUGGCUGUGGACUGCAAUUACCAUGUCUGACUCAGUAAUUCUUCGCAGCGUGAAGAAAUCUGGAGAGGACAAUCAUGGUUUUGAGUCAGAUAGAUCAUAUGACAAUGAUAAGAAAUCAAAGUUAGAAGAUAAGAAGAAGAAAGGUGGCAGCAGUCAAAUUGGCUUCUUUCAAUUGUUUCGAUUUUCUUCAAAGACUGACAUUUGGCUGAUGUCUGUGGGAAGUUUAUGUGCAUUUCUCCAUGGAGUAGCCUAUCCAGGCGUGCUACUGAUUUUUGGCACAAUGACAGAUGUUUCUAUUGAGUAUGACAUGGAAUUACAAGAACUCAAGAUCCCUGGAAAAGCAUGUGUGAAUAACACGAUAGUAUGGACCAACAGCUCCCUCUACCAGAACGUGACAAAUGGAACGCGCUGUGGGUUUCUGGACAUUGAAAGUGAAAUGGUCAAGUUUGCCAGUUACUAUGCUGGCAUCGCUGUCGCGGUACUUGUCACAGGAUAUAUUCAAAUAUGCUUUUGGGUAAUUGCUGCAGCUCGCCAGAUACAGAAAAUGAGAAAACUGUACUUUAGGAGAAUAAUGAGAAUGGAAAUAGGAUGGUUCGACUGCAAUUCAGUGGGAGAGCUGAAUACAAGAUUUUCUGAUGAUAUUAACAAAAUCAAUGACGCCAUUGCCGACCAGAUGGCCAUUUUCAUUCAGCGCAUGACCACGAGCGUCUGUGGGUUCCUGCUGGGAUUUUACCGGGGUUGGAAACUGACCUUGGUUAUUAUCUCUGUCAGCCCUCUCAUUGGGAUUGGAGCAGCCGUCAUUGGUCUGAGUGUGUCCAAGUUUACAGACCAUGAAUUGAGGGCCUAUGCCAAAGCAGGGGCAGUGGCUGAUGAAGUCAUCUCAUCUAUUCCAACAGUGGCUGCUUAUGGUGGUGAGAAAAAAGAGGUUGAAAGGUAUGAGAAAAAUCUUGUGUUUGCCCAGCGUUGGGGAAUUAGAAAAGGGAUAGUGAUGGGAUUCUUUACUGGAUUCAUGUGGUGUCUCAUCUUCUUGUGUUACGCUCUGGCCUUCUGGUACGGCUCCAGACUCGUCCUGGAUGAUGGAGAAUAUACAGCAGGAACCCUUGUCCAGAUUUUCCUCAGUGUCAUAGUAGGAGCUUUAAAUCUUGGCAAUGCCUCUUCCUGUUUGGAAGCCUUUGCAGCUGGCCGUGCAGCAGCCACCAGCAUUUUUGAGACAAUGGACCGGAAACCCCUCAUUGACUGCAUGUCAGAAGAUGGUUACAAGUUGGAUCGAAUUAAGGGUGAAAUUGAAUUCCAUAAUGUGACCUUCCACUAUCCUUCCAGACCAGAGGUGAAGAUUUUAAAUAACUUAAGCAUGGUCAUUAAAUCAGGGGAAAUGACAGCUAUGGUAGGAUCCAGUGGAGCUGGGAAAAGCACGGCACUGCAGCUCAUUCAGCGAUUCUAUGACCCCAGUGAAGGCAUGGUGACCUUGGAUGGCCAUGACAUUCGCUCUCUUAACAUUCAGUGGCUUAGAGCUCAGAUCGGGAUAGUGGAGCAAGAGCCUGUUUUGUUUUCCACCACCAUUGCAGAGAAUAUUCGCUAUGGCAGAGAAGAUGCAACGAUGGAAGAUAUAGUCCGAGCUGCCAAGGAAGCCAAUGCCUACAGCUUCAUCAUGGACCUGCCACAGCAAUUUGACACUCUUGUUGGAGAAGGAGGAGGCCAGAUGAGUGGCGGCCAGAAACAAAGACUAGCCAUUGCUAGAGCCCUUGUCCGAAACCCGAAGAUCCUACUUUUGGACAUGGCCACCUCGGCACUGGACAAUGAGAGUGAAGCCAUGGUGCAAGAGGCACUGAGUAAGGUUCAGCAUGGGCUCACAAUCAUUUCUGUUGCUCAUCGCCUAUCCACGGUUAGAGCUGCAGACGUCAUUAUUGGUUUUGAACGUGGUACAGCAGUGGAAAGAGGCACCCAUGAAGAACUGUUGGAAAGGAAAGGAGUUUACUUCACUCUAAUGACUUUGCAAAGUCAAGGAGAUCAAGCCUUUAAUGAAAAAGACAUAAAGGGAAAAGAUGAAACUGAAGAUACCUUACUUGAGAGAAAACAGACCUUUAGCAGAGGGAGCUACCAAGCUAGCUUAAGAGCUUCCAUCCGGCAACGGUCCAAGUCUCAGCUUUCUUACCUGGGACCUGAACCUCCAUUAGCACUUGUAGAUCAUAAGUCUACUUAUGAAGAGGACAGAAAGGACAAGAACAUUCCUGUGGAAGAAGAAAUUGAACCUGCCCCAGUUAGGAGGAUUCUGAAAGUUAAUGCUCCAGAAUGGCCCUACAUGCUGGUAGGGGCUGUGGGCGCAGCUGUCAAUGGGACAGUCACACCCUUCUAUGCCUUCUUCUUCAGCCAGAUUCUUGGGAUUUUUUCAAUUCCUGAUAAAGAAGAACAAAGAUCACAGAUCCAUGGUGUGUGCCUGUUUUUUGUAGCAAUAGGCUGUAUAUCUUUUUGCACUCAAUUUCUGCAGGGAUAUGCUUUUGCUAAAUCCGGGGAACUCCUCACAAAAAGGCUACGUAAAUUGGGUUUCAGAGCAAUGUUAGGGCAAGACAUUGGCUGGUUUGAUGACCUCAGAAAUAGCCCUGGAGCACUGACAACAAGGCUUGCUACAGAUGCUUCUCAAGUUCAAGGGGCUGCCGGCUCUCAGAUUGGGAUGAUGGUCAAUUCCUUCACUAACAUCACCGUGGCCAUGAUCAUCGCCUUCUUCUUUAGCUGGAAGCUAAGCCUGGUCAUAGUGUGCUUCUUCCCCUUCCUGGCUUUAUCGGGAGCCAUACAGACCAAAAUGUUGAUGGGAUUUGCCACUCAUGACAAGCAGGCUCUGGAGGUCGCAGGACAGAUUACAAACGAAGCCCUCAGUAAUAUUCGCACUGUGGCUGGGAUUGGAAAGGAGAGGCAGUUUAUAGAAGUGUUCGAGACUGAACUGGAGAAGCCAUACAAGACAGCCAUCCGAAAAGCAAAUGUUUACGGAUUCUGCUUUGGUUUUUCCCAGUGCAUUGUGUUUGUUGCUAAUUCUGCUUCCUACAGAUAUGGAGGUUACUUAAUUCCCAAUGAGGGGCUCCAUUUCAGCUAUGUGUUCAGGGUGAUCUCUUCAGUUGUACUGAGUGCGACAGCUCUUGGGAGAGCCUUCUCUUAUACCCCAAGUUAUGCCAAAGCUAAAAUCUCAGCCGCACGCUUUUUCCAACUGCUGGACCGACAACCCACAAUCAAGGUGUAUAGUAGUGCGGGUGAAAGAUGGGACAACUUCCAGGGGCAGAUUGACUUUGUUGACUGUAAAUUUACGUAUCCUUCCCGACCUGAUAUACAAGUUCUGAAUGGUCUCUCAGUGUCUGUUGGUCCAGGGCAAACCCUGGCAUUUGUUGGAAGCAGUGGAUGUGGUAAAAGCACCAGUAUUCAGCUGUUGGAACGUUUCUAUGAUCCUGACCAAGGGAAGGUGAUGAUAGAUGGGCAUGACAGCAAAAAUGUAAACGUCCAGUUUCUCCGCUCGAAGAUUGGAAUCGUUUCCCAGGAACCAGUGUUGUUUGCCUGUAGCAUAGUGGACAAUAUCAAGUAUGGAGACAACACCAAAGAAAUCCCCACGGAAAAAGUCAUAGAAGCCGCAAAGCAGGCUCAGCUGCAUGACUUUGUCAUGUCCCUUCCAGAGAAAUAUGAAACUAAUGUUGGGUCCCAGGGGUCUCAACUCUCUCGAGGGGAGAAACAACGCAUUGCUAUUGCUCGGGCCAUCAUACGAGAUCCUAAAAUCUUGCUACUAGAUGAAGCUACUUCUGCCUUGGACACAGAAAGUGAAAAGACGGUGCAGGUCGCCUUGGACAAAGCCAGAGAAGGUCGGACCUGCAUUGUCAUUGCCCAUCGUUUGUCCACCAUCCGGAACUCGGAUAUCAUUGCUGUCAUGUCACAGGGGAUAGUAAUUGAAAAGGGGACCCAUGAAGAACUGAUGGCCCAGAAAGGAGCCUACUACAAACUAGUCACCACAGGAGCCCCCAUCAGUUGACCUGACUUGAGAACUUCAUGCACAGUUGGUGGACCAAUUACAGAAGUGCUGUGGGGUUUUUUGUUUGUUUUUCUUUAAGCAGAAAUAGUGAUAUUUUACUUUUACAGACGUGGUCAUACAUUGGCAUCCGAGCUAAUUUCUAAUGACUUUCAAUAGUAAUUUAGUUUUAAGUGUCUGUAUAUAGAAAAUGAAAGAAACUAGGGUCAGUGGCAGUGAGAAUCCAGUGUCAAGCAGCUGCUCAGCCAUCACCCAGUGCUUUCUCCAUGCAGGAGCCAGUCCCAGUUACUACGUGGGUAUUAGCAAGACUUGGAGGAAGUCAGACUUUGAAUUUCUCAGGGACAGAGAACCAUCCUUUGCUUUUUUGAACCCUCAGUGUACACAAAGCCUGGUCGAGAAUAGGCGCUCGACAAAUGUUUACUGAGCUGGGCCAAGAUCAUAUGGAGAAGAACAGAAGGACUGAAGACUGUAUUUUUUGACUGAAGUUUUCUUGCAUGUGAAAGCAGAUUCUUUUAUGUCUAAGGAUGAAGAUGGGGAAAGGAGGACUUUGAUACUCUGGAUGCCGUCAGGCUGAAAGGGGCAGAAAAAGGCAAGUAUUAGCAGGAGCUUACCAGUCAGGGAUGUUGAUUUAUAGAUUCAAGGUGUAGUAUGUGGGUGGUGAAGUCCCCAUUUACUGGACUAGAUUCUGCCGGUGUCCCUGGAGCAGGGGGCUCUAUCCCAAGCCUUGUCCCCCUCCACAUUGGUUGCUGUCCUUUGUUUCUUCAAAUCCCAGCCUGAAAUGAAAAUAGUGAAUUUUACCUUGUAUAAGUGUUUUCUUCCUAUGGCCAACAAGUGAAAUUCUGCCUACAAAUUAAGCCUGAGCUAUUGUAUAUUGAGGUAUAUUAUUUGUUUCUGGUCCAGUGUUUCCUGGUAAAUAACCACACAGGUGGUUUAACAGGUUAACUAGUUAGGUCAGGAGCAUUGAUGGUUGCAAAGUCAGGGAGGGAGAGGGUGGAGGACAGCAUUCUAGUUAAGUUAUGACAAAUGGCAGUGUCAAGUAAGUUGCAGAAUAAAAAUGCCAUGAGAAGGAAUUAAGCUUUGCAGUAAGCAUGUGCUCAUCUUGUAAUAUUGAAGAAAGAAGACCAAAAUCUGUUUAAGUUUGCAUUUCAAAGAGGAGGAACAUAAGCUCUGUGCUGGGAGGCUGCCAGUUUCCUGGAAUAGAAUGUAUGGGGUGAGAAAAAUGGAUGAUUAAGAGUUAUUUUUUAGGGGUUUCCCUGGUGGCGCAGUGGUUAAGAAUCUGCCUGCCAAUGCAGGGGACACGGGUUCAAGCCCUGGUCCGGGAAGAUCCCACAUGCCACGGAGCAGCUAAGCCCAUGAGCCACAACUAUUCAGCCUGUGCUCUAGAGCCCACGAGCCACAACUACUGAGCCCAUGUGCCACAACUACUAAAGCCUACAUGUGCCACAACUACUGAAGCCCGCGCACUGCAACAAAGAGUGGCCCCCGCUCGCUGCAACUAGAGAAAGCCCACAGCCAGAAACGAAGACCCAACGCAGUCAAAAAUAAAUAAAUUAAAUAAAUAAAAAUUUUAAAGAAAGAGUUAUUUUUUAAAUAAGGUCCUUGGAAGUUAUUGAUGAGAGGGAAAAUGUUGACUGGAGAAGGCUUGAAAUGAUUUGGGAAAAACAUUGAAUUACAACUUCAAAAAUAUAGAAAUGAAGUUGCAAGUUUAUUUUGCAACACCAGGAGUUCCAAUGUCUUCAUUUUUGUUCCGUAUCCUGUAUCACUCACAAAGAUUUGGUUUCUACAGUUUUAUAUUGUUUCUCAGGUGAUGGAGGGACUUGCCUAAUCUGUUGUGUCUGACACUUAUCUUGUCUUUCUGUAAUUUCUAAUGCUUUCAGGAUGGGUUCUGCUGUGAUCAAACUCUCCCUGUUACCCCAGUUAAUAAAAGUUUACAGAAGAAAAAAAUAGAAGGAUUGGAAGAUGAAGUUGGGGAAAUUUCCCUGAAGGUAGGACAGAAAGAGAUGAAGAGUUAGAAAAUAAAAUUUAGAGGAACAAUUCAGGAGAUGCAAUAAUUAGCUAACAGCAGUUCCAGAAAGACAGUGUAGAGAAAACUGAGGGGAAAAAUGAUUAAAUAGUCCAAGAAAAUGUCCUAUAAUUGAAGGAUGUGAAUUUCCAACUUUAAAGAGUUCACCAAGUGUCAAAUAAAAUAAAUAAACAAAGAUUCUACCUGGGCACACUAUUAUGCAAUUUUGGAAAACUGGGGGAAAGGAGAAGAUACUAAAAUUUUCUAAGAGACAUAUAAUAAAGAAACAUAAUGACAUAGGAUCUCUUGACAAUGACACUAAAAGUCAGAAGACAUAAAGAUUUGCCUUCAGAAUUCUGAGGGAAAAAUUAUCUCCAUCCUGGAAUUGUAUACCUAGCAAACUAUUCUCAAGAAUGAGAGAGGCCUAAAGAAAUUCUGUCAUGUAAGUGUCUCAAAACUGCAUGAAAGCAGAUACCCAUAAACCAGAAAUGCUACUGUUUGAGAAAAAAAUAGAAGAGUUGGCCUCCAGAUCCUUUUGUAUAGAAACACCUUUUCAUACAGUUACUCUAAGUCUAUUCUACAUGUGCUGUUAGGAAAUUGUUUCAAUAAAAAGACUUUGAAUUUAGUAGUGCAGUC